CACAAGAAUAAAAUAUCAACAAAAUUUUCUUUAGCCCCUUAUCCUGAGCUGAUCGCUUCACCUCUCAUGAGAAUAUAUCUACUCAAUUCCCAUCGUAUAAAUCCGCUCCUAUAUCUUCUUCUUUAUCCUUAUCCUUAUCCUUAUCAUUGUCUGAAAAAUUAGGAGAAAAUUACCAUGCACACGCUGCUCCGGUUUGGUUAUCCUUCUUUGAGCGUUCGAUGUCAGCUGGACUCGGCGAGCAGCGAGGGGAAGCAACUCACGGUCGGCUCCCCGAUCGUCGUCGUGGAGGCGCCGCCGACGCUCAAGACCGCCACCCCCAUGCCGUCGCUCAAGAUCAACUCUGGACUGGUCAAGGAGGGCGACGUCGGAAGGAUUAUAGCGAGGAAGCCGAAGGAUGUUUGGGCAGUCCGCCUGGCGAUCGGCGCAUACCUUUUAGACGGCAAGUACUUCAAGCCAUUAGACAUCUCUGAAUGAGAUCUUGACAUAUGAGACCACAAAGUCAUGAGCUAUAGUACGAGCCGGAGGAAGUUAAUUUGAUGUGUACGUGUAUUUCGACAACUGCUGCUGAAUUUAUCUUUUACAUUGUUGGAAAAUACAGGAGUUCGAUGAUGUUAUAACCCUCCUCCGUCUGCCUACGUGCAUGUAAUCAAAAUUUUAUGAUUAAUUAAAUGACCGACAGUCUUUAGGACCGGA
Molecule: messenger RNA, 693 nt
Organism: Zingiber officinale
Lineage: Eukaryota; Viridiplantae; Streptophyta; Magnoliopsida; Zingiberales; Zingiberaceae
Exons: 2
Coding region: 175-474 (99 amino acids)
Biological process (GO): NADH dehydrogenase complex (plastoquinone) assembly
Source: RefSeq, a predicted model, not a curated record